AUGGGGUACAAUUCUACGCAGCUGCAAGCAGAGGAUGGCCAUUGGGCUGGGGACUAUGGAGGACCGCUCUUUCUGUUGCCAGGGCUCCUCAUCGCCUGCCAUGUUGCCAGGAUCCCACUACCAGAGGAAAGCAAGAAGGAGAUGGUACGCUACUUGCACACAGUGCAGCUCCCAGAUGGAGGAUGGGGCCUGCAUGUUGAAGACAAGUCCAAGGUGUUCUCUACUGCUCUCAACUACAUUGCCAUGAGAAUCCUUGGGGUCAGUCCUGAUGAUCCAGAUUUGGUGCGGGCUCGGAACAACCUUCAUAGCAAAGGUGGUGCUGUGGGAAUCCCUUCCUGGGGUAAAUUUUGGUUGGCUGUUUUGAAUGUCUACAGCUGGGAAGGAAUGAAUACACUUUUUCCUGAGAUGUGGUUGUUUCCUUCCUGGAUGCCAGCACAUCCUUCCACUCUGUGGUGCCAUUGCCGUCAAGUUUACCUCCCCAUGGCCUACUGCUAUGGCACACGCCUGACUGCAGAAGAGGAUGAGCUUGUCCUGAGCCUGCGGCAGGAGCUUUAUGUACAAGACUAUUCCACCAUUGACUGGCCAGCACAAAGGAAUAAUAUUGCUUCGGAGGAUAUAUACACCCCACACAGCUGGCUCCUUACAGUUGCCUAUGCAAUACUGAACACCUAUGAGAAGUUCCACAGCAAGAGCCUGAGACACCGAGCCAUGGAAGUACUGUAUGAUCACAUCAAGGCUGAUGACCAGUUCACCAAGGCCAUCAGCAUUGGCCCUAUUUCUAAAACAAUUAAUAUGUUGGUGCGCUGGUAUGUGGAGGGUGACAAGUCUCCUGCCUUCCAAGAACAUAUCUCUAGAAUCCCUGACUACCUCUGGCUGGGACUUGAUGGCCUUAAAAUGCAGGGUACCAAUGGAUCACAACUUUGGGACACAGCAUUUGCUGUCCAAGCUUUCCUGGAGGCUGGUGCCCACAAGAAGCCUGAAUUUGCCUCUUGUCUGCUACACGCUCAUGAGUUCUUCAGAAUCACUCAGAUUCCAGACAACCCACCUGAUUAUGAGAAGUAUUAUCGUCAAAUGAACAAGGGUGGAUUUCCCUUCAGUACGCGUGACUGUGGCUGGAUUGUGGCUGACUGCACAGCAGAAGGGCUGAAGUCAGUGAUGCUAUUGCAGGAGAAAUGCCCUUUUAUAAAGGACCACAUUCCACCCAGCCGCCUCUUUGAUGCUGUGAAUGUGUUGCUGAACAUGCAAAAUGCUGAUGGUGGCUUUUGUACCUAUGAAACAAUGCGUGGGGGCUGGCUGCUAGAGCUACUGAAUCCUUCUGAAGUCUUUGGUGAUAUCAUGGUGGAUUAUACUUAUGUAGAAUGUACGUCAGCAGUGAUGCAAGCGCUGAAGCAUUUCCAUGAGCACUUCCCUGAACAUAGGGCACUGGAAAUCAGAGAGGUGCUCCAAAAAGGCUUGCAAUAUUGUAGGAGACGACAAAGAGCUGAUGGGUCGUGGGAAGGGUGCUGGGGUGUGUGCAUCACCUAUGGCACAUGGUUUGCGUUGGAAGCAUUUGCUUGUAUGCAGCACACCUACCAUGAUGGAGUGGCCUGUAAAGAAGUGUCCUGGGCUUGUGAGUUCUUGAUCUCCAAACAGAUGGAAGAUGGUGGUUGGGGAGAAGACUUUGAGUCUUGUGAACAGCGCAGAUACAUUCAGAGUGCCAGUUCCCAGAUCCACAACACUUGCUGGGCUCUCCUGGGGCUCAUGGCUGUUCGGUAUCCAGAUGUCAAAGUCUUGGAGAAAGGGAUCAAAGUUCUGAUUGACAAACAGCUGCCUAAUGGGGACUGGCCUCAGGAGAACAUUGCUGGAGUAUUCAACAAAACCUGUGCUAUUAGCUACACCUCCUAUCGCAACAUUUUCCCCAUCUGGACACUGGGACGCUUUUCUCGUUUAUAUUGUACUAGCCCUCUUGCUGGUAAACUCUCAACUGAGACAUUAAAGAAUGGAGAGAAGACCCUGGCUGGAGGACAGACAAAUGGGCAUAGUUUGCCAUUUGCCUCUUCCUAAGUUGGGACUUGUAACUACUAUUCCAAAGACAUGUGAAUGGGCUGUCUCCCUGAGGAUUUCAGAAAAUAAUUUCUAAAUAACAUGGCUACCAAGGGAUAACUAGAAGGCCCUGUUUCACAGAAACAGUGAGGAGGAUGAAGAGAAGGCAUGGAAAGUUUCCAGAUAAUUUAUUGUCCUCUUGGUUCUUGUUGUAGACCGGUAGAGUAUACAAGGAGGUGUUGACUCAGGAAGAGUGGGGCCAGGGAACAAGUGGCUUGCCCUCGGGCUUCGGGAGAAUAAAUAGCUGGCUACACUAUUCCACUACAUUUAUCGUUAUUUUGUAAACAGUUGUCCUUCCAUAUUCGCUAGGGUUAGAGGAACAAGACCCCCGUGAAUAUGGAAAAACCGCAAAUAACAAAAACACUGUUUUUACCUGAGAGGACACCUCUCUAGGA
Molecule: messenger RNA, 2477 nt
Organism: Sceloporus undulatus (fence lizard)
Lineage: Eukaryota; Metazoa; Chordata; Lepidosauria; Squamata; Phrynosomatidae
Gene: LSS
Product: lanosterol synthase
Biological process (GO): triterpenoid biosynthetic process; cholesterol biosynthetic process
Cellular component (GO): lipid droplet
Molecular function (GO): lanosterol synthase activity
Source: RefSeq, a predicted model, not a curated record